Molecule: messenger RNA, 1242 nt
Organism: Yarrowia lipolytica CLIB122
Lineage: Eukaryota; Fungi; Ascomycota; Dipodascomycetes; Dipodascales
Cellular component (GO): mitochondrion
Molecular function (GO): oxidoreductase activity
Source: RefSeq, a predicted model, not a curated record
AUGGAAACCCUAGCAAAUUGGCUUCUACCCGACACCCCCAAGCCUCUGGACAUCAAGCAACUGACUUUUGGCCGACCUGGGGGAAACAAGGGCUUCACCUUCUCCACCAUCCCUCUGCCCCUCAAGACCAAUGAGGUACUUAUUGAGGUGAAGGCGGCCUCACUCAAUCCAUGGGACCUCAAGGUGUGGAAGCAGCCCCAGACUUGGCUCAAGGAAGAGCAUGGCUUGGGCCAGGAUUUCUCCGGUAUCAUCAGCGAUCUGGGCCAGGGAGCUGCGUCAAAGGGCUGGAAGGUUGGCGAUCGUGUCUGUGGUCUCAAACUUCACUACGGUAGUCAGGGAACCAUUGCGUCCCACAUUGUUAUUGACCUCAACAAGACCAAGUACUCUAUGACCCACAUUCCCGACAACAUGACUUUCGAGGAGGCCGCAGCGUUCCCACUCGUGUUUGGAGCCGCCUGGGAGGGCCUGUCACAUUGCCCAAUGCAGGCGAUUAGAGAUCAGACCCUCAACGUCUGUAUUCUGGGAGGAGGAACAGCCGUGGGCCAGAUGGCCAUCCAGCUGGCCAAGAACCACCUGCGAGCCAAGCACGUGGUGUGCACCACAGCCGGCGGCGAGUCGGAGGAGAUUGCACGUGAUCUCGGUGCAGACCAUGUUAUCGAUUACAAGGCUGCCGGAAACGUCGGAGACGCCAUUGAGUACAUUGUCGGCAACCAGGAGCUAGACGAUACCAACGACCAGCACAGGGUGCGGUUUGCAAACUCGUACUCCACUAAUGGCGAGAAAUUUGACGUGAUCCUCGACUGCGCCGGAGGUGCUGGAGCUGGAGACGUGCUGGCGAAGGCCAAGUCGCUUCUCAAGCCCUACAAUGAGGGAUCCGCCUUUGUCACCCUUGUGGGAGACUACAAUACCCCCAAGGUCAAUGCCUCGGUUGUCCACGGCUCCAAUGGUCCCUCUCCUCUCAUUUCCAAGUCCAUCUCCACAUAUGACUCCGCUUCAUAUUGGUACGGAGGCUGGACUCAUAAGCUGGCUUUCCAGACCGGCUCUUCAGGUUUUAGAUACAUCACCGCCAAUGUCAAGGGCUCUGGUGACUGGAUCAACCAAGCCCACGCUGGCUUCGCAUCCAACUCUAUCAAGGUGCGAAUUGACACGGUAUACCCCUGGACCAAGUACGACGACGCCUUUGAGCAGCUCCUGAGCCGAAAGGUCAAGGGCAAAAUUGUUCUGCGAAUCCAGGACUUUUAA